AUGUUACUACGAUUACCUAAGAGCCUUCAUUACCCUCUCACAAUCACGAAGGUCGAGAAACGGGUUGGCGAAUACGUCACCCGGAACGAUGACUUGUUCCUCUAUUCCUACACCACCAGAGUGAAGCAGGGUAGUCGUUACGACGACGAAGAGCAAGAGGUGGACAAGAAGUUUGUGACCCACUUUCCGAGCACACUCGAAGGUACAAUCAAGGGGUGGAGGGUGUGGGAGGGAGAUGUCUUAACUCACCCGGUCGACAUAUGUGAAAUCGAAGAGGAAUGUCCGCAUACCGUCCAAUUCCUGGGUAUGUGUACCAACUGUGGCAAGGAUAUGACCAGUGUCCAGGCUGGGAGCGAAACCACCGAUGCCGAUCGCGCACCCAUCCGCAUGACCCACGACACUCCACAUUUGACCAUCAGCCGGGAAGAAGCGAGCAAGAUAGAUGAAGAAGCCAAGCGACGCCUCCUAUCAACGCGAAAGCUCUCCCUGGUGGUGGAUUUGGAUCAAACGAUCAUCCAUGCUGCUGUCGAUCCCACCAUAGCCGAAUGGCAGAAGGACAAGGACAAUCCGAAUUACGAAGCUGUUAAAGAUGUCCGCGCGUUUCAGCUCAUCGAUGACGGGCCGGGCAUGCGAGGUUGUUGGUACUACAUCAAAUUAAGGCCGGGGUUGGCCGUGUUCCUCGAAAAUAUCUCCCAACUGUACGAACUCCACAUCUACACCAUGGGGACGCGACAAUAUGCCCAGCACAUCGCAGACAUCGUCGAUCCUGAACGGAAAUAUUUUGGCGACCGAAUUCUAAGCCGAGAUGAGAGCGGAAGCAUGGUGGCCAAGAAUCUCGAAAGACUCUUCCCGGUCGAUACGAAGAUGGUGGUCAUCAUCGACGACAGAGGCGAUGUCUGGAAGUGGAGUGCCAAUCUCAUUCGGGUCACUCCUUUUGACUUUUUUGUCGGGAUUGGCGACAUCAAUUCAAGCUUUCUGCCCAAGAAGCAAGAGAUGCAGAGUACACCAAAGUCCGAGAUCAAGAAGGCGGGGGGACAUGGUGCCGAAAACAGUGCAAAUGGCGAGGUGGAAUCCAAUGGGGUUGCCGAAGAUGGAACAUCUACCAUUCAAAAUGGGACUUCCGCCCUGGAACAGCUCAUGGCCAUGAGCGGUGGAGAUGACCCGGCUGUACGAGAAUUGCAGACCAAGGGUCAAGAGGAGAUCAUCACGUCGCAGCUGGAAGACAAGCCUUUACUCAAGAUGCAGCUGGAACAGGACGAAAAGGACGAGGCAGAAGCCGCGGCCAAUGGUGACUUGGCCGCCUCUCAAUCUACCGAAUCCGACUCGAGUGAUUCUUCUGAUUCUUCAGAAAUGACGGCCUCUCCAAAAGCUAAAGCUCGCCACAGUAUCUUGAAGAACGACGACGAGGAAUUGAUUCAUCUGGAAUCGAGUCUAACAGCCGUGCACACGGCAUUUUUUACCGAGUAUGAUCGGAAGCGAUUAUCAGGAAAGGGUGGUCGCGUUGCCGAACUUACUGGAAAGCGAAAGGCCCCUCUGCCACACAGCGACGACGACGACGGAACGCCUGUGGACUUAAUUUUCGUCCCCGAUGUCAAGAAAGUCAUGCCAGCCAUGAAGAUGAGAGUCCUCUCCGGCGUCACGAUUGUAUUUAGUGGGGUGUUGCCCCUUGGGACCGACAUCCAGAAUGCGGAUAUCAGUACAUGGGCGAAGACAUUUGGGGCCACCAUUACAGAAAAAGUUUCUCGAGACGUCACGCAUGUAAUUGCGGCUCGGCCGGGAACUGCUAAAGUAAAGCAAGCAGUAAAACGAGGAAUAUUGGUCGUUGGGACCCCAUGGUUGAUUGAGUCCAUGCAACGUUGGCGCAGAUUGGAUGAAAGACCCUACCUGCUAGAAGGCGUUGGUAAGCAGAAGCACGACGCAUCGAGCGACAUCGGUGGCGACACACUGGACAAGCCCAAUGUCACCACCAACGAUUUUCUUCUCAGUUCUUCGGAAGAAGAAUCGACCGGAUUGGAUACAGAAGACGACCAACCAGCACGAAAGAAGUUGAAGUUGGAUAUCAACCCUGACAAGGCUCCUGAAACUGACGAAUUCGAGGACUUGAUUGUUGAUGAUGGCAGCCCCAUAACAAUCAAUGAAGAUGAAUGGGCAGACAUCAACGCCGAACUGAAAGAGUUUAUGGGCAGCGACGCCGAGAGUGAGAGUGAUACCGACUCGGUCAAUUCGGUUUUGAGUCUUCGGGGGCGUCGUGGGAGCAAGAGAAGAAGAGAUGGGGAUGAGGAUGAAGAUGGUGAAAUCUCGGCGACAGCCCAGACGUCUCGGAGAAAUGGCCCCGGUAGUGGUCUCAAAACCGUGGCCAACAUUGAAAGCGAGCGGGGGUCACGAGCAACAAACACUCCAGAUGUGGAGCAGACAGAUGAUCAGAUACGACAGGAACAACGAGAGGUUGAGGAAGCACAAGAACGUGAAGAAUCAUCAGAAGAAGACUCAGAUGAUGAAUUGGCACGAGAACUGCAGCGGGAGCUUGAAGAGGCUGACGCUGACGAGGAAAAUCCUGAGGAAUCUGCAUCAUGA
Molecule: messenger RNA, 2574 nt
Organism: Rhinocladiella mackenziei CBS 650.93
Lineage: Eukaryota; Fungi; Ascomycota; Eurotiomycetes; Chaetothyriales; Herpotrichiellaceae
Exons: 3
Coding region: 1-2574 (857 amino acids)
Cellular component (GO): nucleus
Molecular function (GO): RNA polymerase II CTD heptapeptide repeat phosphatase activity
Source: RefSeq, a predicted model, not a curated record